UCCGCCAUUUUGUGAGAAGCAAGGUGGCCUCCACGUUCCCUGAGCGUCUUCUUCGCUUCUGCCUCGACCGCCCCUUGACCACAGAAAUGUCUCGGGAUCGGUUCCGGAGUCGCGGCGGUGGCGGUGGCGGCUUUCACCGGCGCGGAGGAGGCGGAGGCCGCGGCGGCCUCCAUGACUUCCGCUCCCCGCCGCCCGGCAUGGGCCUCAACCAGAACCGUGGCCCAAUGGGCCCCGGCCCGGGCGGCCCUAAGCCCCCGAUCCCGCCGCCGCCUCCGCACCAGCAGCAGCAGCAGCCGCCGCCGCAACAGCCACCUCCACAGCAGCCGCCUCCGCAUCAGCCGCCGCCGCAUCCGCAGCCGCAUCAGCAGCCGCCGCCGCCGCCGCCGCCGCAGGACUCGUCCAAGCCUGUCGUUCCUCAGGGCCCCGGCCCCGCUCCCGGAGUAGGCAGCGCGCCGCCGGCCACAGGCUCGGCCCCGCCCGCCACUCCGCCGACCACCGGGGCCCCUCCGGGGCCGGGUCCCACUCCGACCCCGCCGCCCGCCGUCACCUCGGCCCCGCCGGGGGCGCCCCCGCCGGCGCCGCCGAGCAGCGGGGUCCCGACCACUCCCCCCCAGGCCGGGGGCCCGCCGCCUCCCCCGGCAGGAGGCCCAGUUCCGGGUCCGGGGCCUAAGCAGGGUCCAGGCCCCGGGGGGCCCAAAGGCGGCAAAAUGCCUGGCGGGCCGAAGCCCGGCGGCGGCCCCGGCCUAAGCACUCCCGGCGGCCACCCGAAGCCGCCGCACCGAGGCGGCGGGGAACCUCGCGGGGGCCGCCAGCAUCACCCGCCCUACCACCAGCAGCACCACCAGGGGCCCCCGCCCGGGGGGCCCGGCGGCCGCAGCGAGGAGAAGAUCUCGGACUCGGAGGGAUUUAAAGCCAACUUGUCUCUGUUGAGGAGACCUGGAGAGAAAACUUACACACAGCGCUGUCGGUUGUUUGUGGGAAAUCUACCUGCAGAUAUCACAGAGGAUGAAUUCAAAAGGUUAUUUGCUAAAUACGGAGAACCAGGAGAAGUUUUUAUCAACAAAGGCAAAGGAUUCGGAUUUAUUAAACUUGAAUCUAGAGCUUUGGCUGAAAUCGCCAAAGCCGAGCUUGAUGAUACGCCCAUGAGGGGUAGACAGCUUCGAGUUCGCUUUGCCACCCACGCUGCCGCCCUGUCUGUUCGUAAUCUUUCACCGUAUGUUUCCAAUGAACUGUUGGAAGAAGCAUUUAGCCAGUUUGGCCCUAUUGAAAGGGCUGUUGUAAUUGUGGAUGAUAGAGGAAGAUCUACAGGGAAAGGCAUUGUUGAAUUUGCUUCGAAACCAGCAGCAAGAAAAGCAUUUGAGCGAUGUAGUGAAGGUGUUUUCUUACUGACAACAACUCCUCGUCCAGUCAUUGUGGAACCACUCGAACAGUUAGAUGACGAAGAUGGUCUUCCUGAGAAGCUUGCACAGAAGAAUCCGAUGUAUCAAAAGGAGAGAGAAACUCCUCCACGCUUUGCUCAGCAUGGCACGUUUGAAUAUGAAUACUCUCAGCGAUGGAAGUCUUUGGAUGAAAUGGAGAAACAGCAGAGGGAACAAGUUGAAAAAAAUAUGAAGGAUGCAAAAGAUAAAUUGGAAAGUGAAAUGGAAGAUGCGUAUCAUGAACAUCAGGCAAAUCUUUUGCGCCAAGAUCUAAUGAGACGUCAGGAAGAAUUAAGACGUAUGGAAGAACUUCACAAUCAAGAAAUGCAGAAACGUAAAGAAAUGCAGUUGAGGCAAGAGGAAGAACGACGUAGAAGGGAGGAAGAGAUGAUGAUUCGUCAACGUGAGAUGGAAGAGCAAAUGAGACGCCAAAGGGAGGAGAGUUACAGUCGUAUGGGCUACAUGGAUCCAAGAGAAAGAGACAUGAGAAUGGGAGGUGGAGGAGCAAUGAACAUGGGAGAUCCCUAUGGUUCAGGAGGCCAGAAAUUUCCACCUCUAGGUGGUGGUGGUGGCAUAGGUUAUGAAGCUAACCCUGGAGUUCCACCAGCAACCAUGAGUGGUUCCAUGAUGGGAAGCGACAUGCGUACUGAGCGCUUUGGGCAGGGAGGUGCGGGGCCUGUGGGUGGACAGGGUCCUAGAGGAAUGGGGCCUGGAACUCCAGCAGGAUAUGGUAGAGGGAGAGAAGAGUAUGAAGGCCCCAACAAAAAGCCCCGAUUUUAGAUGUGAUAUUUAGGCUUUCAUUCCAUUUGUUUUUGUCUUCUUGUUUAGAUACCAAUCUUUUAAAUUCUUGCAUUUUAGUAAGAAAGCUACCUUUUUAUGGAUGUUAGCAGUUUAUUGACCGAAUAUUUGUAAAUGGUCUGUUUGGGCAGGUAAAAUUAUGUAAUGCAGUGUUUGAAACAGGAGAAAAUUUUUUUUUCCUUUCUAUUUCCUUUUUAAUGUUUUGUUUUUGGUUUUUUUUUUUUUUUUUUUUAAACUGUAUAAUGUCCCUCAAGUUACGGCAGUGUACCUGUGCCACUGAAUUUCCAAAGUGUACCAAUUUUUUUUUACUGUGCUUCAAAUAAAUAGAAAAAAAUAGUUAUAAUAUUGAUCUUCAACUUUGCCAUUCAUGCUUCUAUGCACAUUAGGCUAAGAAGUUAAGUUCACUUUGAAAGCAUGAGAGCGUUUAGACCUUUGAGUGGCUUAUGCCAUUUCUGGGAAGUGUACUGGAGGCUAAGUACUGCCUUCUAUAAAUAACUGCCCCCUUGUUUUAAAAAGAAACGAAUACUGAAGUAGUUUCGUUUGGCGUUACAGGAAGCAAGCUUUGGUGCUAAGUAUUUUUCAAUGGUUAUGUAAGCAAAGCUGAACUGUAUCUUUUCAUUCAGGAAUAUGUAAUUAAGAUUGUGGUUUAAGACUAUUGGUAGGGGGAGAAACUGGGUUUGGUUAAAUGGAUCUUUCAUGGCCCUAUGAUCUAUCCCUUCCUUGAAAGUUUUUAAAAAGUGGAAAGAUCAUUUUGUUGCAUUUCCCCAUUCUUGUUUUUAAAGGAACAACAAAUCCCAAGCCCUACAAAUGGCUUGUAUUGGAAGUUUUACAUUUGAAUUAAAGAUUGUUAAACAUGAAGCCUUUUCAUGUAUUACUUUAAGUGAUUUCUAAAGAUGGGAUAUAGUCUGAAAAACAACUUGAAAGCCAGAAAGUUUAGUUACCUUAGAGUUAGCUAUAUACACGUUUAUUUAUACUCUUUUAUACCUCCUUGUGCUACUUCUGUUGGGCAAAAUCUGUAGGACUAUAAAAAUCUCUUUUUCUGAGAGCUAGUGGUGAUGUUAAUAAUGAAUAGGGUUGCAGAUAACCAUUAUUAUAAAUUUGUUAAUCUGUUUUUACAUAGUUUGCUUUUAAUGUAGCAAGAAUUGCUCAUGCUACACAGUACAGAUACAGUACAGAUAUUCCUUUCUCCCACCAUAAAGCUAUGGAAUGUUUCGAUGGUGUUGUCAGUUAAUUGUCAACUUCAUUGAAUCUCCUUUCAUUAGAACAAGAGACUCUGACUCAAUAUUAUAGAUGGUUUACUGUUGUUUAUUAGUACAACAGGAGCUGAUUUCCCAGUGUAAAUAUGUUAGAGAAACAACUUUCUAACAGUAGGUAAAGAAAUUGAAUGGUUGGCUUUGUUCUUAGUUAUUAUUCCAUUCAAAUCUGUACAUUAUGGUACUUUGACUAUGGAAUGUGUCUUCCUUUUUACCUCUGUUCUUGGUGCUAAUUGGCAAAAGAAAAAUUCUAAAUCAAACUUUCAAACAUGCUGAAGUUUAGUAUCGUGCCUCAGUACAUAAGGAGACCUAUUGUUGGAAAACUGAGCCCUUUCCACAUUGGAAACGGGAUAGUACAAGUUAACAACACCAGUGGAGCAUGAAAGCAUGUCACCAAAUUCUGUUGUAUGAUUGACAGGUACAUGGUGUGCUGAUUAAGGGAGGGAAUCUAUUCACUAGCACACUGGGAGUGGGUAGGGGUAGUUCUAAAUAUAAGAUUUCUCUGUACGGAAAGAAGGGACUUGAUUUAAAAGGAGUCUGUUACAAUUUGGUUGAAUUGUACAGCAGGGACUCUACUGAUGCCAAGAAAAUAAAGGGUGUUCAUGGGACACCCACAAAGGGUAAACGUGAAUGUGUGUGGGUGGGGGCUGGUGGGAAAGUGGGAAAAUCUGCCUAUAAAAUUAAUGUUUCAGUUUAUUUUUCAGAUUACAUGCCUUUCUUUAUAAGGGAUGCUGGCACAGACCCCCUAAAUUAAGUUUUUGGUAGUACUGUACCUUUGAAGAGUGGUGAAGGAUGCUAAUGGAUUAUCUCCUGAAAGUUGUGGCUUUUGAUACCCUUGCUGUGGGCUGUAGAAUUAAUUGCUAAACGUUGUUUAGCAAGUAAUGUUGCUUAGUUUCAACUGACAUUUGACUUUCCAUCACUGGAACAGCAGUGUACCAAGGGUUGUAAGUGACUCAGACUUUCAGUAAGUCUUGCAAUAUAUAUGCUAGAUUUUAGCCUAAUGUGAACUUAAGUCAUCUUAAAAUAAGUAGUUUCCUGAAAGUUGAUAAUGAAACUUGGGUGGGAGAGGGAAGGUAAUGAUUUUGAAGUAUAUUAGCCAUUUUUCUCAUUUUAAGAAGCUUCCUGCCCCCAUUUCCUCUUCUCCUUUUCUCUCAUAGUUUUAAGAGGAACAUUUGGUUUUUUAAAACUUGUUUCUCCUAAUCUUUAUAAACUGCAUUCUCUAAAACCCCAGUGUAUUCAUUUAAUAGAUAACCUGUAAGCUUAACCCAUUGGCUCACAUUACUUAGUAAAACCAUAAUCCUGUCUGCUCGGAACAUUAUCAGCCUUAUGAAGUACUGUAAACCCCACCACUCUUGAUAGAUGUAUUAGAUCACUAAUACAAACAGAUAACAAUUUGGGAAACUGUAAUGUUACGCCUGUGCAAUUUUAUAAGUGGCAUAUUACGGCAGAUAAAAAUUUAGAUACUUGGCUUUUCUUGGGCAAGCCACUAAGUCGUGGUGGAAUGUUUUCUGGUGUUCUUGGACUGCAACUAUGCACUAUUAAAGUAGUGGCCUGCUACAUAACUGCAUUUAGCCAGCAUUUCUGCAGUGCGUAACUGUGAGGAACGUAGUACCGCAAAUGGCAAUGGACAUUAGGACCCGGAUGUAGUAUUCCUGCUUGCUCCAAGAUUCUCAUUGCCGACUGCAUACAGGUAGGUAACAAGCAAUAUAAUCUAACUUGGUGACUUGCUAUGUACUUUUAUUCCAUGGGCAUUCUGACAUCACACUUCUGACAAUGAAAUUACAGUGCAGCACCUAACACUUGUAUGGUAAAGUUAGUAGCUUAUAUCAAAACUGCGUGGGUUUGGGGUUAGAACUGUAAUUUGUCAGGCAGAAUUCAGUGCUGUUGCAGUUCUCAGAUAAAAAGUGCAAACUUGAUUCUUUGGUAUCUCUGACUCAGUUGUGUGGUUUUCUUUAGUUGCAUUGUAACUGACAAUAAAAUGGAACACAUCAGUGGUGUUGGGGGAAAGGGAACCAAAUCAUACUUGGGAACUGGAGUGCUAAAUCUUAGCACCUUGACACGGACUCUAUUCAGCACAUGUGAUGGCUAGUCUCUGUUACAGCAAACUGACCUGCCCGUAGGUUGGCAAUAUCAGUAAUUUCAGUAUGCAAACUUGGUAAUUAUUCUGCAAGUGAGUGAAUCAAGAGUAAAGGUACAGUCUCUGUUUUUGCUUUUGUAAUGUGAUUGAAAGUUUCUUAAAAACAUGAACUUCAUGGUAACACCUUCGUUACUAACUUGGGCCUAGAUGGGAACCUAAUGUGACUAGUUGAAGUUAUGUGAUUGGUCUCUUCCUAUACUCUAAACCUGGGGGAAAAUGGUGUGGAACAGUGACUUGCCUACAGUUGAACAUGUUGGGAAUCAUUCCCAAUCCUAAGACUUCGUCGUAUUCUGUAGGAUGACUGCAUAUGUUCAGAGUAGCCUUUUGAAUUUGGCUCCCUCAGCUUUAGGGAUGUGAUGAUAGUCCAAAAUGUUUCAUUACAAGAGAAGUCUUCAAAAGCACCUUCUUUGUUGCUUAGGACUUAAGCUUUGCAUCAACUAUUGUUCCAGACCGCAAUUCAACUUAGAACUUUUGGUCUCUGAACUGGUUUUUAGCUAGUAUGCAUGAGAAACAGCUUUCAUCUACAACGCUUUCUGCUCUGUAACUGGAAAGUUUGGCUUCCUUUGCAUAAAUGCCGGUGAAAAAUUCCAUACGUGACUAUGAGACUCUUUUUUUUUCAUUGUAUUAAGAAAAAUAGCUUGCUCUUUGGCAAGCAGUUCUCAGGGUGGGGACAGAUUUGUAAUUAUGUGUAGUCCAGUCAAGCAAAAACUGUGACUAGCUCAGCUCCUCCAUACAAAUAAGAAAAUGUAGAUCAAACAUAAUGCUCAGUGUUAGUGAUGAAUGCAUCCCUAAACUGCACAGGACCCCGAUGGGUUCCUGUGUCAUAAUCCAUUAAGUUGGUGGCCAGUGCUUGCUACCAGUUUAGUGAUUGGUGUCCAGAAAUAAAAGCUCAGGUUUAAUUUCUCAGCAAUAACAAUUUUCAUAGAAUGCACUUGUAUGACAUACGGACUUCAGGAACAUCAUUGGGAUGGGGGUUAAUUUUGCUUUAGCUUUAUUCUGCUUCACGAUGAUUAGACUUUUGCACUUUAGAAUGAGAAACCUGUGACUUAAGUCGAUUCUUACUAAUUUGUAUGCAGUUUCAAAUUGUGGAUUUUAGUGCAGUGGGUUUUUUUUUAAGCACUCAGUCAAAAAGCUGGGAAUUAAGUGGGUUUCGGUAGUAACGCUAUACCGAGGUGCUUGCAUUGUAUUUCAUAAUUUUGUUUUUGCAAACCAAACUAAAAUUUCAUAAUGACAACAAUCUGAGAUCAGAGGUGUGAUGCCAGAAUGUGUUUUCGUACUGUUAGGCCCUUGGAACAGAUACCGGUGCUUUCUGAAAGAUGAAAGAAUUGCAAUGGGUACUCUUCACAGAAGGCUACAAACCUGCAAAGAAUGCAUAGUUCACUUUUCCCCAAUAGAGAGAUGCGUGUGACUAGUUUUGGACUUUAAACCUUAAUGGGGGUUGCAUGUCUCAUUGUUAAUCAUUGUCAGCUGCAGUGACAUGAUCACAGUCCUGCAUUUAUUUACUUUCCCUUAAUGAUUUUGGACAGGUUUUUUAGAGAGCCAGGAUGCUUGUUCUGGGCCUUUAUUGGUUUUGGCUUUAGCUGAUAAUGUUUCAGUGCUGUCAGCUAGUGCAGUUCUCAAACGGCUGCCUAUUAGGGAAAGAAUUCAGAGGAUUUGACUGCUCCUAAUCAUCUGUCAUUGCUGCUAGAUAAUGAUUGGCAAUUUUUAAGACUCAACUGUGGAAAUUUCACGGUUGCUGGUAACCAUCAACCAUAAAAAUGUUGCUUUUGAACACCAGUGCUGAAGAGAUUUUUUUUUGGAGGGUGAAAGGGGGCUGGUUGUAGAACAGGUUAGGGAUAAUCUGGAGAAUGGGGGAAGAAUGCAAAACGAUAUAGUAUCCCUUAUGGAUGGUACAUGUGCAACAGGGAACUAUUUGGUGUACCUGUGGCUGUAAUGAUAACAGGAAGGAAGAAAAACCUGAACUUGAAUUAAGGUUAAUCUGGUUUUGUGCUCUGUGGCCCUGCCAGGCAUAUAGCGAAGGUGAAUGGAUGUCUUCUCCCUUGAGUUCCUUGCUGUCCCAGUAAGGCAUAGCUUCCCUGCCCUAACUUAAAAUUCAGUGAGGACUGAACAAGGCACUUUAUAGGAUUGCAGGGUAACCACUGCAGUGUUGUGUACUGUGGGAAGGGGUAGGAUGCACUUGAAAGACUCCUGCUAAAGGUGGCCAUCCCACCUGAGAACAGAAGACAUACUUGAAUGGGGAGCAGGGUAUGUGCUUCUGUAUGAAAAGAGCUGAUAAAACUCAUUUGGUAAGGUGACCGUUGUCACAUACCUUCACAUAAGGGAUAGUAUAUUUUGGGUUGCAGUCAAACUUCAUUGUGCUCAGACUGGUGAAAAGGAGUUAGGAUUUGCAUUUUAAAGAAAGUUUUCUUUCUAACUCAAGGUGUCUACUUCCUACUUUAUGUAAGAAUACUUUUAGAUUUUUGUUUUUCCCCAUGAAGUUUCUUCCUAAUUUUUUUUUAAGCUGUAACUUACCCCCAAUCUUUGUCUCUGGAAUUUUUACUCUUUAAAUUUUGAAGUUAACUAGCAUUUUCAAGCCUUUAUUUCAUACCCUUGUCUUCUAUAUUAACUUUUUCCUAUUAUUCUUUAGGUGAGAAUGAUUGAUGUUGGCUGAUACUGGAGGAUCAUUCACUUGAAGUGGAUAAGAAAUUUCUCACAUACAGCAGGAGCCAACUUAAGGAAAGCUACGGAUUGUUAGACUGACAAAAGGUCUAAUUGGCAGGAUCAGGUGAGCUGUGUCCAGAAAACCAGCGAGGAAGAAUGCAAGGAGGAAUGAACAACGUCUUGCCAUUAAUAAUAAAGACAUUUUAAAAUUUG
Messenger RNA from Lepus europaeus (European hare), 8459 nucleotides. It is a transcript of the gene SFPQ, whose product is annotated as splicing factor proline and glutamine rich. Bases 87 to 2198 code for a protein of 703 amino acids. Gene Ontology annotation, molecular function: RNA binding. Lineage: Eukaryota; Metazoa; Chordata; Mammalia; Lagomorpha; Leporidae. Gene Ontology annotation, biological process: regulation of DNA-templated transcription. The transcript is spliced from 12 exons. Gene Ontology annotation, cellular component: nucleus. The record is from RefSeq and is a predicted model, not a curated record.